Molecule: messenger RNA, 1205 nt
Organism: Drosophila miranda
Lineage: Eukaryota; Metazoa; Arthropoda; Insecta; Diptera; Drosophilidae
Exons: 2
Coding region: 515-1066 (183 amino acids)
Source: RefSeq, a predicted model, not a curated record
UCAGAUUCCGAACGCCUAGCGAGCAAGGCGUUUUUGAUAAAACCCUACUAUACAAGAACCAAAACAAUACACUCUCCCCCUCCCCGAACUCUACGCACCGAAGAACCAGCCAUGAACGCCACCGAGAACACCCCAGCUAAGGCGCACCAGAGAGCCGCUGCAUCAGCAGAGUCACCCGAAGUCGUAGACCUCACGGAUUUCUCCGACGCCGAGGAACCGGAGUCCGCUGCCAAGGCGGACGAGGAAGCCGCCCCGAAGCCAGGAGUAGCCGAAGAAUCCCACACCUUCGAUGGGGACAUGUACGCAGAUAUGGAGCUAGACGCCGACGAGUCAGGGGCAGCCGACCACGAGGGUCCCCGAGACAGCCCCCCGCUGUUCUCCCGCCGACCAUCCGGGUUCCGUCGAGAGAACCUGCUCCCCGGAGCCAGGGUCACCGUCAUUCGAAGAGGAGUUCGAAGAUGCCGGUUCUAGCCAGCACAGCUUCCCGGAACCAGAGACGCCAUCAUACGCGCCGAUGUUCGAACAGGAGUUUGAAGAUGCCGGUUAUCACCAGCACCGCGAUCCCCGAACCGGCCGUGGCAUUUACCGCCCCGAGAGGGGGCUGGAGCGUUACACACCGAAACCAUACAACGCGUACUACGGCGACGGGGAGAGCGAAGAGGAGGAACCCUACGGUCGGCAAUUCAUAGCCGAAACAGAGACCUUUCACCACACGGUCACGCCAUGGGGGUUACGCGUCACGCGUAACCACCAGAUGUCCGUAGACGUCUUUGUCCCUCCCGGCCGGAAUGUCAACGCGUUCUUCAGGACAUUCCGAGAAGCCGCGGAACCAAUCGACUACCGCUCCGAACCGGCCGCCCCAGCCAGGGCAAGCACGCCGAAGCGCGACCGCCAACGCCCGCAUCGGAUCCUCCCCGAUGCCCCAAUCCUCCAAAAGAGUCAGCGGCGACCACACCAACGCACGCCGAAGCGCCCCACGCGGAGGCAGCGCAAGGCCCUCCCACUGAAUGGCCCACCGGGGCUACAGAAGAGGGAAAGGCCGCUCCGGUUCGACAAGCGGAGCUGACCGAACCGGAGGAGCAGUGGGAAACGGGGCCGGACAGCGGGUACCCCACCAUGACCCUACGGAGGGUAUAACAACCCGUUGCGGAGGAGACGGCGCCGACCCCCCAAACUGGGGAGUGGGAAGGACAAGACGAGUUGCU